AUGAUCAGCGAAAUGAUCCGAGAUAAAAAUGAAAAUCUCGAUAAAGUCAUCAAAGAUUCGUUUCACGCAUGGAGAGAGUUUUUUAAUUCUAAAUUUAACUAUGAGGAGGCAUCCAAUGUCCCGGACUAUGACGCAUUUAGAGUUGAACGAUUGCAAUUGCAAACCACUAGCCGAGCAGAAAAUAAUCUAUAUAGUUCACAAGGAGAUAGAAUGGUUCAGUGGCUUGCUCGAUUGGGAGCGCCGAUGCUGAGGCUCGAUUCCCCGCAGUACAAACCUGUACAAAAAUCAGGGUGA
This is a messenger RNA of Dracunculus medinensis (Guinea worm), 294 nucleotides long. Lineage: Eukaryota; Metazoa; Nematoda; Chromadorea; Rhabditida; Dracunculidae. The record is from the annotation of a GenBank genome assembly.